Procambarus clarkii (red swamp crayfish) is the source of this 2644-nucleotide messenger RNA. The record is from RefSeq and is a predicted model, not a curated record. Lineage: Eukaryota; Metazoa; Arthropoda; Malacostraca; Decapoda; Cambaridae.
CAGGCCAGUGUAGCCCUGACAGUGGUGCCGAGUGGGUGCUUGGAGCGUGCUGCAGUUUUGUAUAGUGCGGGUAGCAUGGUCGCUUUACAACUCCAUUUUUCAGUGAUAGUCUUAUGACCUCGAGUCAUCAUCAAGGGCAAUUUUCAUAUCUCAAACUGAGCCGAGUAAAAUUCUAUGUGAGCUUGUUUUCAACUUCACGACUCCACAUUAAAAUAGUAUUGAUAUAAUUCCCAAUAAAUCUACACGUAACUACGCGACCAUAUAGUUUUGUUUACUAUAGGUGAGCACACAUCAUUCGUCAAUGAUGAGAUAAUUAAAUGAUGUAUAGUAUUGUUGGAGUUAUAAUUACGUCACGUCGGAAGAACAGUCGAACUGUGAACAUCUUAAUUAAGGUUAUAAUAAACGCAACAUUAAAAAAAGAAAUAAACGGUAUUUAUACAGCCUGUUCUCUCGUGUUGUCAGAGAGAUAUAUAAACUGUAUUAAACUGCCCGAACCUAACCUAACCGAGAACCUGCGCAUAGAAAACGUGAAUGGUUGUGAGCCGCAGUGAUUUCCAGCACGACAUAAACGGUGGGGGAUUUUGAUGUCAAAAUGAAAUGUAUUAUUUGAGAAGACAGGUUUAACUCCACUGUGCAAGCAACCAUGUAGGCGCCUCGGAUAAUUAAAUAAUGAAACAUGGAGUUUGUAAUUAGUAAGACGAAGUUGUGCAAGUUGUAAUCUCUAGUAUAAGAGAAACUUAUUAAAUAUUAUACGCUGUAAAUACGAAGAAAUAGUACAUGUGAGGUAUUGAAAAAGUGAAGUAUGUGUUGAAAAAGGCGUAUUUUUUUUUUAACUAUUACUUUGUGUUAAUAAAUGAUUUACGUUACACAAAUAUGUAUAAGAGGAAGCCUCACAAACUAUAAUUGUAUGUCAAAUCCGAUCACAGGUACACAGACUUACACACAGAUACCUCAUUACAGAAGGCACUUUACAUAGAACCAUGAAUAUAAUUUAAAAUCAAUAACAAACGCCAUUAUAAGAACAAAAAAAAUGAGUCUUCCGAAAGUACAGAGACACACCUUGGUGCUCAGCUUAAGCUUUUUCACUGUAGCUGUGUACUUAAUCUUCCACAAUGGUGAGAACUCCGCCGUGAGCACGCCCACCUACCCUGACCCCCUGCCAGGGUCAGUGUGGGCGGCGGUGGGCGACGACCAGCACCAGCCAGACACUAAGACGCCCUCGUCUGGGACACUCGGCCGCCUCUCUACGCCCACAGAAUACAAUACCUGGAAGACUAUAUUAUUUUGGGACAAGUGGUUUGGGGGUGACUGGUCCAACAGAUUCGGGGCCUCCAGCUCCUGGGCCCUGCAGGGCGAGGGCUGCCCCACCUGGCAGUGCCGCUUCACCUACGACCGCUCGCUUCUGCGCGGCGCUCACGCCGUCCUCUUCCGCGCCCUCGCGUACCCAUGGGAAGUACUUCCCAAGCGGAGAGAGCCGGAGGAGCAGCGGUGGGUACUGGUAGAUGUGGAGGCGCCGCCGGAAGGUCCACCAGCCAGCAGUCGUCGCUCCAAACAAGCAAGUUCAUUCAUCAACUGGACCAUGACCUACCACUCACAGUCAGACGUGGUUGCCUACAAUGGCUACUUCCUCUCCCAUAACGCUUCAGUUAGGCCUUUACGUCCCAAUCGGAUGAGAGACCACGCGACAGCUGUGGCAGGAGUGAAGGAGGCGCUGAAGAGGGGCGCUUCUCUGGAGGAGGUGCUUGGGUCCUCCUGGCUCAGCCUCGUCAACAAACCCCGCGUGGUGGCUUGGAUGUCUGGCCACUGUCACACCAGGUCCAGGAGGGAGCAGUACGUCGCCGAACUAAAGAAAUAUCUUCCCGUUGAUACGUAUGGCCAGUGUGGCAGUCUGGUGUGUGGACCAAAGAGCGUGUUGGGAGGCAAGUGCUGGGAACAGGUGCUUCAGCCCAAUUACUCAUUUUACCUGUCCAUGGAAAAUGCCUUUUGUGACGAUUACAUCACUGAAAAGCUCUACAACCCCCUCGUUCACAAUAUUGUUCCUGUCGUAUGGGGCGGAGCGGACUACAGGCGGUACCUGCCUCCACACUCCUACAUCGACGCCCGCCACUACCACCCCAAGCAGCUGGCGGGUCUCCUCCUGCGUCUCCAUCAGGACCCUGUCGCCUACGGCAGGUACCACAUAUGGCGGGCCUACCUGCGACCUGUGUUGAAGGGCAGUCUUUGUGAACUGUGUCACCUGGUACACACCAACACCUCGCGCCACCACUACACCAACCUCCCAGACACUAGGUUCAGCCGGGGUCGAUGUACUACACUUCCAUCCUCGCUCUUCGGCCCGUCCAGCCCUCACUCCUGGAAGAAAGUCAUCACCACUAAUUACUCCGAGACGGACAGCAGCAGAAGUAUUCCAUAGCGUACUUGGAUAAAAUGUGCGUUAAAUAGGCAGGAAGGUUGUAAUAUUAUUCUGUACAACUUUUGUACAAAUUGGCAAUGAACUUGAGCUCCUGGGAUCAAGAGUUAAUGUUCGAUCCUGCACGCACAAAUAGGUAAGUGCACACACACACACACCCCACACACACACACACACACCCACACACGUGGAAAGACUGUGGGAAUUAAACCUCACGUCACUGGGAGACAGAAG